UGGAAGUGCUGACAGAUCAAGGCAACAAAUUUCAAUUACAAGCCCUAAUUUGUGUCCGCAGAGUGUUCGUUACCCAUGUCAGAGCUGUUUGGCCCCUCAGACGCGGCAGAGCUUGCGGGAGGAGAGCAGAAGGCGGGGGAGCCAAGAAGGAGAAGCGCCUCUCGUGCGAGGAGGCACCGCGGCUGGGGCUUGGGAAGAGAGCGCGCCGGAGAGACCCGGGCAGAAAGCCGCGCUCCAGCCUCCGCCGGCCCGCCGCACGUUGGAUGUAAAAGCCGGAGGCGAAGAGGCGGAGGGGGAGAAGUUCUCGGUGCGGCCUGGACGGAGGCAGAGGGAGAGGCGAGGAGGGCGCUGCCGAGCCCGCCGGCCCGGCCAUGGCCGAGAAAAGGAGAGCGUCGCCGUGCCCCAUGCUGAGCCUCAAGGCGCACGCCUUCUCCGUGGAGGCCCUGAUCGGAGCCGAGAAGCAGCAGGAGCCGCAGAAGCGGCGGAAGCUGGGCGGCGAAGAGGGAGGCAGCAGCAGCCUCGGCGACACAAGCUCAGGCGAAGGCGCGGACGGCGAAGGCGCAGCGGUGCAGUCCGGCGCUGGGGCGGGCUCCGCUGCAGCCGACGGCGAGCAGAGCUGCGGCGCCCGGGCACUGCCGAUCGGCGGCUGUGAAGAGAGUUUCUUGAGGACCACGUCACCCCCCUUGUCACCCGGAGGUCCUGCCAAGGCAGCCGGUUCGAGGCCCGCUUCUCCUUUGCUCGCCCCGCAGAUACCUCGGGUGGAUCUGCAAGGCGCGGAGCUCUGGAAGCGCUUCCACGAGAUCGGCACAGAGAUGAUCAUUACUAAGGCGGGAAGACGGAUGUUUCCUGCAAUGAGAGUGAAAAUUUCAGGUCUAGAUCCACAUCAACAAUAUUAUAUUGCUAUGGACAUUGUCCCAGUGGAUAACAAAAGAUACAGGUAUGUUUAUCACAGCUCCAAAUGGAUGGUGGCUGGUAAUGCUGACUCACCUGUGCCGCCUCGUGUAUACAUUCACCCAGAUUCACCUGCCUCAGGGGAAACUUGGAUGAGGCAAGUCAUCAGCUUUGACAAACUGAAACUUACAAACAAUGAAUUGGAUGACCAGGGCCAUAUUAUCCUCCAUUCUAUGCACAAGUACCAGCCACGUGUUCAUGUUAUUCGGAAAGACUGUGGAGAUGACCUGUCCCCAGUCAAACCCAUUCCUUCAGGGGAGGGGGUGAAGGCAUUCUCCUUUCCUGAAACAGUUUUCACAACUGUUACAGCAUACCAGAACCAACAGAUCACCCGGCUCAAGAUUGAUAGAAAUCCAUUUGCCAAAGGAUUUAGAGACUCUGGACGUAACAGGAUGGGAUUGGAAGCUUUAGUGGAGUCUUAUGCAUUCUGGAGACCCUCACUGAGGACCCUUACAUUUGAAGAUAUACCUGGGAUUGCUAAACAAGGAAAUGCUGGCUCCUCCUCUUUGCUCCCGGGAACUGGCACUGGAGUACCAACCACUCAUCCCCAUCUCCUCCCUGGGUCUCCUUGCUCUUCUCCAGCGUUCCAUCUCGGUCCCAACACUAGCCAGCUCUGCAGCCUCACUCCAGCUGACUAUACAGCUUGUGCCCGUUCGGGGCUAGCUCUUAACAGAUACAGCACUUCCUUGGCUGAAACCUACAACAGGCUUACCAAUCAAACCACUGAGACCUUCGCUACCCCAAGAACUCCCUCUUACGUUGGCGUAUCAAAUAGUUCAACUGUGAACAUGUCUGUGAGCGGCAGUGACAGUGAUGGCUUUAGCUGUCCGCAGACGGGCUUGUCGAUGCAGAUUUCAGGAAUGUCUCCACAGCUCCAGUAUAUUAUGCCUUCCCCAUCAGGCAACACCUUUGCCACAAAUCAAGCCCACCAGAGCUCCUACAACACUUUCAGACUGCACAGUCCAUGUGCUCUUUAUGGAUACAACUUCUCCACAUCCCCUAAACUGGCUGCCAGUCCUGAGAAAAUUGUUUCUACCCAAAGCAGUUUCUUAGGGUCGUCGCCAAGUGGAACCAUGACUGAUCGGCAGAUGUUGCCCCCUGUGGAAGGAGUGCACUUACUUAGCAGUGGGGGGCAGCAGAAUUUCUUUGACUCAAGGACCCUAGGAAGCCUAACACUGUCAUCAUCUCAAGUUUCUGCACACAUGGUUUGAUAAAGCCUUUAAAAAAUAAAAAAUAUAUAGUGCAUUAGUUUUUACAAUGUAUUCCUUUUUGGAUUACACAAAGAUGACGUGCCUUAUAAGGUGUUUCUGUAAAAAAAAAUAAUCACAGAAAGUUUUUGAGUCCUUUGACUGGCCUAUGGGCAGAUAUUUGGAUAUGCUUGAGGGUUCUGAGUUCAGCUGCAUUUCUUUGCAGAACAGCCCAAUUUAGUUUCCGGGUAGCAUACUCUUCAUUUUAUAAAACACAUUUGGCCAUGUGCAACAAAUUAAGCAAGACUUCCUCCAGCAUUCUGUUUUCCACAUUUUUUAAAGAACAAAAUAGCACUCAGGUCCGAUUUAGAUUAAACACACAAAUAUGUAUAUCUACCAUUUUAUAACAGCUAUCCUUAAAGUGUUCACAGCUACCACAGUGAACUGAUGCUGCAGGACAUGUGUUAUUUCUCUGUUGUAGGAGAGAUAAUAACGUGUGCACACUGAUUAGGCUAAGUCUAGAAGUCUAACUGAUUUUUAAAAAUAAAUAAAUAAAGGGACAGGAUAAUUUUCCUUCUCAAGCUUUAUGGAGUGUCUUGGAUUUUCAGUGUGGAGCCCUUGCUGUUAGAAAGCAGAGGAACACCUGCUGCUGGCCUUGCAUCAUUAACAAGGGAUUGCAAAUGGCGGGGGUGACAGUCUAAA
Gekko japonicus is the source of this 2840-nucleotide messenger RNA. It is a transcript of the gene TBX18, whose product is annotated as T-box 18. Lineage: Eukaryota; Metazoa; Chordata; Lepidosauria; Squamata; Gekkonidae. Gene Ontology annotation, molecular function: RNA polymerase II cis-regulatory region sequence-specific DNA binding; DNA-binding transcription factor activity, RNA polymerase II-specific. The record is from RefSeq and is a predicted model, not a curated record. Gene Ontology annotation, biological process: regulation of transcription by RNA polymerase II; positive regulation of DNA-templated transcription; morphogenesis of embryonic epithelium. The transcript has 8 exons. The coding region runs from base 372 to 2162 and encodes 596 amino acids. Gene Ontology annotation, cellular component: nucleus.